UCAAAGGAGACUCCUCCUCGACCUAGAUCGUACACUCCUCAUAAACUCAAACCAACGAACGACUUGCGAAUCCCCGCUACUAACAUAUAGAUUGCUGUCUUUUCAUAUUCCCUUUGGGCACGGCUGUUUUCAGUCCUUUGUGCAUUGUUUGCUCUAUUUGCUUGCCGAACAAAUCUCAUGCCUCUCGACCUCAUGGCUUCACCGACGCACCUAUAGUCUGGGUGACAUCAACGACCGCAUCAUCGACCGCUCGCACCUCGACCCCGACUGCUUGAGCGCCUGUCAUGAACGACCAGCCGCCUCCGCCUCCACCACAUGGCGGCCAUGGCGGCGUUCCGAGGUCUGGAGGUCUACCGCCAGGCAAGUACGACAUUUUUGUGAUUCCAGAGCAUUCAGCUGGCUCGGGAUUCCUGUACUUGCCGUCAUUGCAGCCGAACAUCAAUAGCUUCGUCGCGGGAUUCGCAUCGGCCCUGAUCAUGGUGGUCCUUGGACAAAGCAUGGCACCAGCUUUUCGAAAUUGGUGGGAUAGCUUCCAAGGGCUGGGCAACGUGGGCAUCGCAAUGCUGAUUGUUGGCGUCGGCUUCGGUGCCUGGGCACUGGGUAGGACUCAGACAGAUGGAGGAUCUCCAUUUGGAUCCGGAUUCAAGCACAAACCGAGUGCGUCCAGUGGUGGCCCAGGCGCUGGAGGCUUCGGAGGCUACCCAGGUACCUCAGCUGGUGCCGAUGGUCCUCCGCCGCCACCGCCGCCUCAUGGGAACAGCCCAAAGGGUGGCCACAACCCGAAUGGUGGUCCCAGCGGCGGCCCUCCACCGCACGGUGCUCGACAACAUGCAGAGGACUAUUGGUCCCAACCGAACACGCCUCCCCCACGGAAUGAGCCGCCUCCGCCUCCACGACAAGAAACACCUCGACAGGAGGCACCGCCUCCCCCUCCUCCUCCGCCUCGAGAGCCAACACCGCCGCCACCUCCACCUCCCCCUCCGCCACAGGAGGAGAAGAAGGCGGCCCCGAAGCCAGCCCCCAAGCCAGCUCCACCACCGGAGCCAAAGAAGGCGCCCCCACCACCUGAACCAAAGAAACCGGACCCUCCCAAGCCGGAGCCGAAGAAACCCGAUCCGAAGAGCUCGUGGGAGAAGGCUCGAGAGCAAACAAAGGCAAACUGGGAGAAGGCCCGGGAAGAAGCUCGCAAGAAGGAAGAGGAACGGAAGGCCAAGGAAGCCGAGCAAAAACGCAAGGAAGAAACUGCAAGACGACUGGCUGAGCUACGUGCAAAGGAGGCCAAGGAACGUCAAGCCCGCGAACUGGAGAAGCAGAGGAAGGAAAGGGAAGCCAAGGAGAGAGAGGAGCGCAUCAAGGCAGAGCAGAGAGCCAAGGAGCUGACGGAAAAGCUCGAACGUGAGCGCAAGGAGCGUGAGCGUCUCGAGAAAGAAUUCAAGGAACGAGAGGAGAGAGAAAGGGCAGAGAAGGCAAAGCAAGAGAAAGAGAAAGAGGCAGCGGAGGCCAAGUCCGAGAGGCAGGGCAGCAGCUAUGCCUUCUCGGGCGUCGGAGAGAAGAUGAGCAUGUGGCCCAACGGUCGACCUCCCAUGCCCAAGUCCUCGCCUGCGCCAUCCACAACUUCAUCCAGGGCGCCGCCUAGCCCUGAGAAGAAGCCGCCGCCAUCGUCUGCGAAAUCAUACAUGAGUGAGGAGACACACUCAUAUCGACCGUACGACAAGCCGAAGCAUACGCCGCGGAAGAAGUCGGGGUCGUCCUUUGUCGGCUCCGAGUCCUCGUUUGCACCCUCGCACACAACGGCUCGCACGUCGCCUCCGCCAUCGAUGAGAGGCCCCUACUCCACCAAGGACCCUGACAAGAUUGUUGUGUCCGCCGUGUACCUGUUCAUGAACCAAUUCGCAAAAACCCCCGCCAGUCAGCUCAUAUCUGGUUUUGGUUCGGUCACCGACGGCCUUAUUCUCCGCAUCACCACCGAAGGGCUCUUUAUCGACGACGACCUCCGAGGCGUUCCGCAGCGUGAAUGGGACGUCAAGGCGUGGACCCUGGGAUGCGUCGAGGUAAGCACCAAGAAUUUCUUUCGUGAGGCUUGCAGCAUGCUAACAAGGAUCAAAGACCGGUAAAUGGGAGGCCAAAGGCCUGCACGUACUGCGCGCUUCGUUGCGCGACAAGGAAACCAAGAGGUACCUGUUUGUGAUGGACAGGGCAGAAGCUACAAAGAUGCAUGCUGGCAUCUCGCGGCUGCGCAAGGGCAGACAGGUGCGCUCCAUGGAGGUCAAGGAGAUGUCGACGGGCGAGGCCCGCAAGACGAUUGAGAUGCUCGGCUGGGUUUGAGGACGGUGCAGAACCCUAUGAUGAAGCAAGAGACCAGUGAGGAGAGAGGAGGGUUCGGAUGGCAGUCAUUCUCGGCGAACCUGGGGCAUUUAAACGGACAGUAAGCAUGGCAUGCGGAUGAUGAUCUCAGCGAUUGGAACGUGGUUUGCGAGAUGUGUUUUGGUCGGAUUGGAGUUUGCAUUCCACAACAUACCCCCCUGAUUCUAGACGUCAAUACAGUACAGUAAACAUUUCGCGAGGGCAAUAUUAUUGUCAAG
Molecule: messenger RNA, 2582 nt
Organism: Emericellopsis atlantica
Lineage: Eukaryota; Fungi; Ascomycota; Sordariomycetes; Hypocreales; Bionectriaceae
Exons: 2
Coding region: 285-2114 (609 amino acids)
Biological process (GO): actin filament polymerization
Cellular component (GO): actin filament; cytoplasm
Molecular function (GO): actin binding; microtubule binding
Source: RefSeq, a predicted model, not a curated record